Messenger RNA from Cyclopterus lumpus (lumpfish), 1614 nucleotides. It is a transcript of the gene irf1b, whose product is annotated as interferon regulatory factor 1b. NCBI's taxonomy places the organism in Eukaryota, Metazoa, Chordata, Actinopteri, Perciformes, Cyclopteridae. Gene Ontology annotation, biological process: immune system process; regulation of transcription by RNA polymerase II. Gene Ontology annotation, molecular function: DNA-binding transcription factor activity, RNA polymerase II-specific; RNA polymerase II cis-regulatory region sequence-specific DNA binding. The record is from RefSeq and is a predicted model, not a curated record. The transcript is spliced from 10 exons. Bases 217 to 1047 code for a protein of 276 amino acids. Gene Ontology annotation, cellular component: nucleus.
GGGGGGAAACCCUCGCUGCCCAGCCGCUCUUCACCCACUAUAAAGCCCCACGUCCCGGUGAGCAGCAGUCAGAGCCCGGUUCGGAUCAUCCAGACCCGUCUCCAAGUGGAUUCCUCCCCGACCAGGAGACGCUUCUAAGAGACCAACAGGACUCCCUUCCGUCUUCUUUUUUCUCCUCUUUUACGGAUCGAAGCCAAAGCAGAUAUUCUGUCCAACAUGCCGGUGAACCGGAUGAGGAUGAGGCCGUGGAUCGAGCAGCAGAUCGAGUCCAACGCCAUCUCGGGCCUGAGUUGGAUGGACCGGGAUAAGACGAUGUUCUCCAUCCCCUGGAAGCACGCGGCUCGCCACGGCUGGGAGAUGGAGAAGGACGCCAGUCUGUUCAAACAGUGGGCCAUCCACACAGGUAAACACGUGGAGGGCCAGGCGCCCGACCCCAAGACCUGGAAAGCCAACUUCCGCUGCGCCAUGAACUCGCUGCCCGACAUCGAGGAGGUGAAAGACAAGAGCGUGAACAAAGGCCACCAGGCGGUGCGCGUCUUCAGGAUGCUGCCGGCCAGCCCCAAGUCCAGAGACAAACGACGCAAAGCGAAGCAAACGACGCCGAGGAGGAAGAGCUCAACGAUCAAGACGGAGGAAGACGAGUCGAUGCAGAAAGAAGCUUCGUCCACUCAGGAGAACACGGUGGACAGCACGGUGCCGACGGAGAAGCCAGACUUCUCCUUCGUGCCUCAGUCUGAAGUCCCCGACUUGGGUCUGUUGGUGGAGAUCGACUCCGGCUUCUCAAACAACUUCUGCCAGAGGUUCGAGGUUUCACCGGAGCACAGUUCAGAUAACGACUAUUUCGACGACAUCGACCAGAUUUAUCAGCAACCGGAGAAAGACUCGCUCUGGCUCAUGGGCAGCCUGGGCAGCCUGAGUACGAGUCCAGGCAGCCAGUGGAGCGAGUCGUCCUCAGUGGACGAGCUCGAGGAAACCCUGCAGUACACGACUCUGGGCACAGACAACCCGCCCACCACCGACGACAUAUGGAAGACCUUCUUCCAGUAGGCGGCCAUUAUGCCGGAGAUCUUCAUGGCCAAAGGACAGGAGAGUUCUUUUUUGACACUUUUGGACAUUAAACAAAGAGCUCAUCCUGCCCCCCCCCCCCCCCCCCCCCCCCCCCCCCCCCCCCCCCCCCCCCCCCCCCCCCCCCCCCCCCGAGUCCACCCAAAGACCCCCUAACCCUGUGUGCGACGUUGGGAAGAGCUCCGCUGGGUUGGAAGUCGGAGCUGCUCGUCCUGGAUGCUCUUGGCUGGUUCAAAGCACUCCUGAGGCUGGUGGGUUGUACUGAAAACGCUCAGGCAGAACAUGCACGGGAUCAUACUCAUAAUUAUGCAGAUAGGCUACGUAAUCAGCGCGCUCCACAUUUGACUAGUUAACAUGUAAAGUGUAAAUUCACAUUAUCAUUACUCUUUUUCCGUUACGUGCACAAGUAUGUUUUUAGUUUAGCAGCACGUCUUCACUUCUGGUAAAAAGCUCUACUUCAAAUCGUGCAGUUCUUUGCUUAAAGCAGUUUUAACUGAUGUCUGUAAAUAGCCUUUUUUUGGUUUGUAAAUAAAUCUGAAUGUGAAUGAA